AGGAAAUCCCCAUCGCACAGAGCUGCCUCUCUCUCCUAAACAAAACGAUCACAAAUCUGGGCAUCUAAAGAUUGAUUGCUGAUAAAGAAUUCUACAUCUAAAGGGAACCCAGGCAAGAAGAGGCAAAGGGGACACAAUGACUGUUUUCUUCUGUCUUCUCACCCUCGCCGCCAGCCUCAUUGGCUCCUGCCAUUCUAGCCCCCACAUGAUUAUUGCCAACUAUUCUGGCCAAUGGCUUACUACAGUACCAAAGAACUUGUCAUCAUGGACAAACGUACUGGAUCUAGCUUUUAAUUUUAUACACGCUGUAGAACAAACAGACUUCAGCUACAUGACCGAACUAAAAGUCCUUAACGUAUCCCAUAAUUCAAUCAAUGAUCUGAACUGCACUGUUUUUGCGUUCAAUAAAAAAGUGGAAUACAUAGAUUUAUCCAACAAUAAGUUGAAGAGCAUUGCAGGAAUCUUUCCAGAGACUAUUCGUCAUUUGGACAUUUCAACAAAUUAUUUCAAAACCAUGUCUAUGUGUAAAGGGUUUGGAAACCUGUUGCAACUAGAAUAUCUUGGGAUUGGUGCCACUCAAGUCUUCAGGUCUGACUUUGAGCCUAUCGCUCGUUUGCAGUUGCAGUAUGUGCUAAUUGAGUUACAAGGACUCACUGAUUAUGACAAUGGCAGUAUAGCCGUGCUAAACACCAAGAACCUUCAUAUCAUUUUACCCUCAACAGCAACGGACCCCUAUAAUGUUCUUCUUGAUGCUGUAAAGACAUCUGAAGUCUUAGAAUUGUCAAAUGUAAGGGAAUGGAAUUUAAAAAGUGACCCAAAGAAAUACAUGACAGAUAUAGCACAAAAUUCUAUAGUAACCCAUUUAACCUUGAGUCAUUUUGUAUUGGAUUGGCAUACUGUAGUUAAUGCUCUGCAGAGCAUUUGGCAUUCUUCAGUUGAAAGCCUACGUUUUUAUGACCUCACUUUGUCCAGACAUAUUGAUAAAGUCCAGUUUGACUAUUCUAACACCUCAAUGAAAGCACUUUUGAUACAAAAAGCCUCAACUACUGAAUUUCAGUUUAAGCAAAGUGACUUGUACAGUCUUUUUGCUGACAUGAACAUCGAAAAUUUAACUAUAACCGAUGCUAACAUACUGUUUAUGGUGUGCCCUUUGGAAUCCAGUCCUCUGAAGCAUAUUAACUUUGCAAAUAAUGCCUUGACGGAUGAUGUUUUUCAAGAAUGUGCCACUUUAAAAAAUCUGGAAAGCCUGGAAAUGGCACAAAAUAAACUGGAAAAAGUGUCUAAAAUAAGUUCUAUGACCAGAAAUAUGCCAUCCCUUAAACAUCUAGACAUUAGCCAUAACCUGCUUCACUAUGAUGGAGAAGAUUGUCACUGGUCCAACAGUAUUACCAGGUUAAAUAUGGCGUCUUGUGAUUUGACUAAUUCUAUCUUUAAGUGCUUGCCAAGGCAUCUUGAAACGCUUAUACUGAAGAAUAAUGAAGUGACACAUGUUCCUUUGGGAAUAUCUCAGUUUGAGAACUUAAAAGAGCUUAAUCUUGCUUCUAAUCGACUUUCUGAUCUACCUGACUGCAGUUUCUUUAAAGGUCUUGUGGGACUUAAUGUGGAAUAUAAUCAAAUUUUCUCCCCAUCACAAGAAUUGAUUGAAGAGUGCCAUAGUGUGCAUGAACUAAGAGCCGGAGGCAAUCCUUUUCAGUGCGAUUGUGAAAUAAAAAACUUCAUUACUUUUCAAGAAAAAUCACCAGGAAAAAUAAUUGGAUGGCCAGACGACUAUAUAUGUGAGCAUCCAGAAGACACAAAAGGGACUACGCUAAAAGAUCUUUAUAUACCUGAAAUAUACUGCAUCGUUUACUUACUCAUAGCUGUGAUUGUUUUGCCAAUCGUUUUCUUAUCCAUCCUUAUUUUUGGCCUUUGUAAGUAUUUUGAUGGGCCUUGGUAUUUAAAAAUGUUAUGGAAGUGGACACGCACAAAGCACAGGGUGCAGAGAAAGAACAAGAAUUAUCAGGAACUACAGAGGGACUUGGUGUAUCAUGCCUUCGUAUCAUAUAGCGAACACGACUCGUCUUGGGUGAAACAUACUUUAUUGCCAAACCUAGAGAAAAAUAACUCAUCAUUACAAAUCUGCCAACAUGAACGCAAUUUUGUCCCUGGGAAAAGUAUUGUUGAAAACAUUAUCGACUGCAUUGAUAAAAGCUAUAAAUCCAUAUUCGUUUUAUCCCCAAAUUUUGUCCAGAGCGAAUGGUGCCAUUAUGAGCUAUAUUUUGCUCAUCAUAAACUGUAUACUGAAAAUACCGAUAACUUAAUUCUUAUUCUACUCGAGCCAAUCCCUCAGUACCUUAUCCCUUCGAAGUACUAUAAACUGAAAACUCUCAUGGCACAGAGAACAUAUCUCGAAUGGCCCAAAGAGACAAGGAAACAUGGCCUGUUUUGGGCAAAUUUAAGAGCAUCUAUUAACAUUAAUGUGUCCAACCCAGAGACACCGAGUUCUCUAUCAAAUGUAACCGCUUAGGUGGAUUGCCUCUCCCGAAAUAAAGGGCAUUUAAAUC
Messenger RNA from Spea bombifrons (plains spadefoot toad), 2543 nucleotides. RefSeq names its product toll-like receptor 1. Gene Ontology annotation, molecular function: lipopeptide binding; transmembrane signaling receptor activity; Toll-like receptor 2 binding. Gene Ontology annotation, cellular component: membrane. Lineage: Eukaryota; Metazoa; Chordata; Amphibia; Anura; Pelobatidae. The record is from RefSeq and is a predicted model, not a curated record. Gene Ontology annotation, biological process: toll-like receptor signaling pathway; immune response; cellular response to bacterial lipopeptide. The transcript has 2 exons. Bases 137 to 2506 code for a protein of 789 amino acids.